Messenger RNA from Helicoverpa armigera (cotton bollworm), 4478 nucleotides. RefSeq names its product peptidyl-prolyl cis-trans isomerase D (gene Cyp40). Gene Ontology annotation, biological process: protein peptidyl-prolyl isomerization. The transcript has 8 exons. Gene Ontology annotation, molecular function: peptidyl-prolyl cis-trans isomerase activity; protein binding. NCBI's taxonomy places the organism in Eukaryota, Metazoa, Arthropoda, Insecta, Lepidoptera, Noctuidae. The coding region runs from base 270 to 1451 and encodes 393 amino acids. The record is from RefSeq and is a predicted model, not a curated record.
GACGCUUCGUUUUUUUCGACUUUCUUUCGUUCGAGUUUGUUCGACUGACCUACGACGGACGCGACGUCAAAUUUUAAUUGCUACAGCUACAAGCAAGCUUUAGUUUUCGAAUUUGAUCAUAAUUUGUGCAUCAUGGAACUAAAAUAAAAUGAAGUUAAUAUUAUAAGCACUCAUGUGCACAGUAUUCAUGAUUUUUACAAGUAUCAUAGACCUUUGUUUUGCUACCAACAAGUAAACUUCGUGUUGGGGGUUCAAAUAAAUCGUGCUCAAUGUUGAUCAAUAAUAUGAAUCCUGUUUGUCUGACACAAAGGAACCCUUUAGUAUAUUUGGAUAUUUCGAUUGAUGGAGAACAAGCGGGACGUAUUGUGAUCAAAUUAAGAAAUGAUGUGGUGCCAAAGACAGCAGAAAAUUUUCGAGCUCUAUGUACCGGCGAAAAGGGUAUCGGGGUCAAUGGGAAGCCGCUACAUUUCAAAGGCUCGAGAUUUCACAAAGCUGUCACCCAGUUUAUGAUACAAGGAGGUGAUAUUAUAAAUGGUGAUGGAAGCGGCGGCGAAAGCAUAUACGGACCCGUAUUCGAAGACGAAAAUUUUAAAUUAAAGCAUGAAGCCGGAGUCUUAAGUAUGGCGAACGUCGGCCGGCCUCACACUAAUGGCUCCCAGUUUUGCAUCACAACCGUCCCGUGCAACCACCUAGACGGGACUAAUGUAGUGUUCGGUGAAGUACUGGCCGGUAUAGGCAUAGUCAAGGAGAUACAACGCUUCGCUGACGAAGAUCUAUGCCGCCCCAUGGUGGAAUGCGUGGUUCACGACUGCGGUGAGAUUAUAACCAGCGAUUGGGACGUUUGCUGCCGAGACGGGACCUCUGAUAAGCUGCCAGAGUACCCCGAAGAUUACAGGGAUGAAGAUAUUACAGUAGAACAACUAAUAUCAUCAAUAAGGGAUGUGAAAAACGCCGGCAACUGUUAUUUCGGCGAGGGGCGGUAUAAGGCCGCAGUGAGAAAGUACCGCAAGUGCCUGAGGUAUCUAGACCAUGCCUUGUAUAGGAUAGAAGAAGUUAAGGACAUUGACACGAAGGAACAAAUACAAGAAAUUAGAACAACUUAUGUGUCUCAAUGUUAUUUAAACAUGGCGGCGUGUUAUAUGAAGUUAGAAGAUUAUAGAUCUACUAUUCAAUUCAGCACAGCGGUUCUAGAAAUAGACCCAAGAAAUGAGAAAGCUUUAUACAGGCGCGGGCAAGCUAAUUAUGCACUAAAGAACUAUGACGAUGCUCUUAUGGACUUGAAACACGCGGACAAAGUGUCGCCUAACAACAAGGCUGUGCAAAAACUCUUAGACGAAGUAAGGUUAACAAAUAAAAGUUAUAACGAAAUGCAAAAACAACGGCUGUCAAAGUUUUUUCGUGAGCAAAAAGAGGCGUUUAUCGAGAUCACAUGUGAGGUCGCAGAUCACUGAACUAAGACUGACGGUAGUUAUACGUAGGAUUAUGUAGACAAUACGCUUUUUGAGCGCGUUUAGAACGGCCACCGGGCGGUGUUGCUAGAUAAUAUCCGUUUUGAAAUAAAUACAUUUUGUUUAUUGUUUUAAUCACGUUUUUAGAGAUGAGUCAUGACAGCUAUACUAUAGAAAUCAAAGCUUUAAGAUUAAAGUGUAAUAGCAUUUUACAUAACAUUGUUAUAAAUUAAAAAAGGCGGGGAUUUUGCAAAUUAGUUGGGCAACAUCGGCUGUGGCGGCCGGUUGGUACGGAGAGUUAGUUAGAAUGUUUCAAAAAGGUACUAAUUUAGUAUGCCACGUAAGGCAUUAUGGUAGGAAUACAUAAAAUGCCGAAGGUAUUGAGUCUAUUUUUUAGACAACUAAUUAAUUCCAUUCAAGGCAGUGAUUUUUUUGACGUAAUAUUGACUGAAAUUAAAUCGUUUUGUUUGUAGUUAGGCGCGUAUGUAUGUAUGCCGUAAAUGAAGUAGAAUCAGAGAAAAUAUUUGCGAAUAUAAAUCGUAUUAUUUUGGUGUCGUCCAAUUGUAGAGAAGAAUCACAAAAUGACAGUUGCAUUGGGUAGUUACGUAUGUGUUAAUUGUAAUUAAUAAUUAUGUUUAAGUUUAAAUUUCAAAGUUAAAAUAAUUUAAGAGGUGAAUUAUGACGUUUGACAUUCAGUUGUCAUGAUGUCAUGAGGUGUCUGUGUUGCAUAAAAUAGCUGUCCAAUCAAACAGGCACUUCAACGGUAUAACACCAUUAUAAUUUUCUUUUUUUAAUACUACGUCUAAUUUUAUACUGAAACAAUUGAACUAAAAACGUUCAAUUUUAAAGCUGACUGAUUACAAAAACAACGGAAUGAACGUCACUCAAUGAUAAAAAAUCAUACCAUUCUAAUUGUGCCAAGUUACAUUCUAUGCCUUUUGUUUGUCUGUCAUAACGCACCUUUUAAAUUACUUUAAUUAUAAUGAUUAGACAUUGCGUAGUCUGUGUAUUGAAUGCAGGGGUAGUGGAAUGACAAUAUGCUUUAUUUUUAGGUUUAAGGUUUUAUCUGUGGUACCUUUUUUGUUGAAUUGUGUAAUAUUUUUUAAGUUAACGUUGAACUAGUGAUACAAUCAAUACUCAUACAUUCAAUUUUACUUGAGUAUCAAUAUGUAAUGUGUGUUAAUGACAGUCGUUAAUUUUAGACCCAUAACCUACAAAUUGGUUUAAUAUUAUUUUGAAGGAUCCGCCUUAAACAUCACAUAGUUAAUCAAUCCUACAAAUCAAUUUUACUAUUUUUUUUUUAUAGAAAUGCGGUGUUUUAUAUAAAUUUAAAAAGUGCCUCAGGUAUUCACUACACAGACAGAGCUUUUUAUUGUAUAUUAUUAGCCGAAAGAAACAAGCUGUUAUGAGAUUUGAUAUUAGUAUUCUUAUACAGGGUGAAAUUAAUAACUUGCAUUGGAAAUUGAGUGAGUCACUUUGCGAGAUUUAAAUGUACCUUUUACCUAAUUAUUGUAUGGUAAUGUGAAUAUUCUGCUAAAUGUGAGUGCAUUUUUGUCCUUUUAUAUUGUAAAAAAUAAACACCGCAUCGAUUUUUCAGUAUAUAAUUGUGUCUAGUCUUGAUAUUAUCGGAUGUCAAAACAUUUUUGAAUUUACAGUAUGUUUGUAUAACGUUUAUGUGUAAGUGUAUUGGUCUAUUGUUAAUGAAAUAUUAAAUUUAAUCGAUCAUUUUUAAAUGAAAUUAUCUUCUAUACAAAUUAUUUUGUCGGCGUAUGUUCUGGAAGUUACAUUAAGUAACUGAAGCAGCCUAGCCGUUUAAAAAAAAGAGCUAUGGUCCGUACGAACAACAGGAGGGUAUGCAUAUAACAGUUAUUUAAAACGUUGUUGAUAACUUUUGUCAUGGGUUUGUCUUUUACGGUUUUACCUCUAUGCCGUAUUUCAAUCUAUGUAUAUUAUUUAUUUCUCGAAAAAUACUUGGCAUUAUUUGGCGAUACAGUUUAACAAUUAAAAAAAUAAAUAAUAUAAUCACAAUCAAGAGCGCAGGACGCAGAGUUGGGAAGUGUUUAUUUUCAUCCAAAUUCACUCCAAAUAAACGCAUGAAAAAGCUAUUUGAAAAUGUCAAAACAUUUUCUGCUCUUCAUGAUAGAAAUUAAUGAACAAAAUUGAAGUAUGUGAAUAUAGUUGUUAUUUUAAAAUCACGAACAAAUGUAAAACUUAAAUUUUCUACCGAUUUGUAGCAUAUUUUAAUUUCACUCUGUUAAUUUAUGUUUUAAGGAUUUAAUUGGCUGUACUUAGGUGUUAAGUUGUCACACUGCCAUGCGAAAGUAUUUUAUUGGGUAUAAAUUGUAUUAACAUUCAGCCGAUUUUGAUAUUCGCGCAUUAAGACAGGUGGGAUGUUUCUAAGUUGUAUGAGUCGUCACAAAACUAAGACCUAGACUCUACUAACGAGACAACAAGGCUGCGGUUCCACUGAGGCGGAGACGAGCAGAGCUGAGAGGAGACGUGUGGGGAUCGACCAAUUACAUUACAUAAAAUCUACAUCUCGUCUUUUUCAUGUAAUGUGAUUGGUCGAUCCCCACACGUCUCUUUUCAGCUCCGUUCGUCUCCGCCUCAGUGGAACCAGAGCCUAAGAGCUGAGCGGAGCGGAUCGGAGACGUUCUCAAACAACUAAUAGAAUUUCGUUAUUGAAACGUCGUCCUACAGUUGUAUCGACUGAGCGGAGAUAUUCGAAGGGUUGUUUAAAAAGCGUUUCCGUACCACUCCGCUUGUCUCCGCAUUCGUGAAGUCUAAGCCCUAAGUAAAAAGGAAAAAUAAAUAUUUUUAUAGCACGUCUUAGUACAGUUUUACAGUAAUCAUUUAUCUUCGGUCGAUUGGAUGCAUAUUAGAAAAGAACUAAGUUCGACGAACUGUAGACAGUUAUGCACAUUGAGCCUGUAUAGCUUAUAUUCACACAAACUUUACUAAGUAACCUUUAGAAACAUCUCAUUUGCUUUAUUAUUUAUCUCAUUUUGUAAAUAAACAUUUUUUACCGUU